CGCUUUGAGGUCAGCCGCGAUCGCAAGGGCAUCACAGUUUGGACGGGAGAAAGUGACGAAUUAUCCACGGGGUGUAGAAAAGACCAGUGCAAACAUGUUUUACAAAUUCAGUUCUCUGAAUAAUCGAUUAGCACCGUCAACUCAGAUGGCGGCAUACUCGCCACAGGGACUGACACCAUACAUGGGAGACAGUGGGCCAAUCACAUACAGCAGCAAAACAGUUAAACUUUCUUCCACUGUGGAAAAUGUAGUUCCAGCUGCUGGUCGUGGACUGGCUAGUUCAGCAACGGGGGCUGCAUCGGGAGGAGUAGCAGGGGGUGCUAACGUUGCCCUUGUACCUGAUGCCCCAGGCUAUAAGAAAGUCAUGGAACUGCAGAAACUUUUCUGUAGAGAUGAUGGGAAGCUGGUAUGGAUGAAGAGAGGUGGUCGGGACAUGGGAGGUUACUAUGCAAGCAUGGCCCUUAUGAUGGGAGGGCUAGGAUACGCAUUCUACAUCAUUUACAAGAUGUCUGUGCCCAAGAAAGAGAAUUAAUGCUCGUGGACCCUAGGAAUAUUUUUUAAUAUUUAAGUUAUGAUGCAGCCUACUUAGAUGUUUUAGGAAAGCAGCAGUUAUGAAUGGAAAAUCCAUCUGCCUGUAACAGCCUAUUUUCUGCCAAAAAAAAAAAAAGAAAAAAAAACCAAAAUAACAGGAAAAUGAGACACACCCAAAACUGGAACAUUAAGAUACACUUAUGUGUCAUGAAAUUGAAACAUAAAUACAAACUGUUCUUAAAAAGCUGUAGGACCACAUCAGCAAUAUUUAUGAUCUGUGUUGUUUGUAAUGGAUAAUACAAUUGUGUUUGUACAUACAACUGUUUUUCUUCUUUACAAUUUUCUCAAUGUAGACCCAUGUUUGUCUCAAUAUUAAAGAAUUUGAACUUGAA
Molecule: messenger RNA, 923 nt
Organism: Liolophura sinensis
Lineage: Eukaryota; Metazoa; Mollusca; Polyplacophora; Chitonida; Chitonidae
Product: cytochrome c oxidase subunit 7A-related protein, mitochondrial-like
Exons: 4
Coding region: 95-532 (145 amino acids)
Biological process (GO): regulation of oxidative phosphorylation; mitochondrial electron transport, cytochrome c to oxygen; mitochondrial respirasome assembly
Cellular component (GO): respiratory chain complex IV
Source: RefSeq, a predicted model, not a curated record